Panicum virgatum (switchgrass) is the source of this 681-nucleotide messenger RNA. Its product is annotated as ATP-dependent DNA helicase PIF1-like. The transcript has 2 exons. The record is from RefSeq and is a predicted model, not a curated record. The coding region runs from base 1 to 681 and encodes 226 amino acids. Lineage: Eukaryota; Viridiplantae; Streptophyta; Magnoliopsida; Poales; Poaceae.
AUGGCUCGAGGGUUACUAAAUAAUGAUGAGGAAUGGUAUUGGGCGUUUACAGAGGCUGCAACAUGGGCAACAUCAUCACAAUUAAGACAUUUGUUUGUAACUACGGAAAGUAAAGAAUAUCUAAGUGCUGAUUCUAUUUCAAAGUGUUUAGACACGUGCAACGAUGCAGAUGUUCUUUAUCCUGUCGAAUACUUGAACACUCUAAAUGCAAAUAAUUUUCCACAGCACAGAGUAAUCCUCAAAAUUGGUGUGCCGAUCAUACUGCUACGAAAUUUAAAUCAAAGCAUAGGACUCUGUAAUGGUACACGAUUAAUUGUAACAAAUUUAGGUGACAAUAUUAUUGAAGCUAUUAUAAUAACAGGUUCCAAUAUUGGAGAAAAAGUUUACAUUCCACGUAUAAAUCUUACAACAAGAGGAUGUAAAUGGCCAUUUAUAUUAAAUAGAAGACAAUUUCCAGUAAAAGUGUGCUAUGCCAUGACUAUAAAUAAAAGUCAAGGACAAACAUUAACUAAUGUAGGUAUAUAUCUAAAAAAACCUGUAUUCACACAUGGUCAAUUAUAUGUAGCAAUUUCAAGAGUAACAUCCAAAUCUGGUCUUAAAAUACUAAUAGAAAAUGAAGAUGGAACAUGUGGAAAUCAAACUCGAAAUAUUGUUUAUCGUGAAAUAUUCAAUUACAUCUAA